UUCAGAACUUCCGAGUCCAUGAAAUUCACAAAGGAAAAAGGAGGAGCAACAGAUUACUAUGACAGUAACCUCUCAUCUCUACUCACCUUUCUUCUUCGUGAUCUUCAUCGUUGCCUUCGUCCGCUCUGACCUGCUUCCCCGGGGUGUUCAUCCUAUAGAUGAGAAAUACUUUGCGUCGGAGGUGAUAAAAUGCAGGGACGGAUCGAAAUCGUUCACCAGGGACCGUCUCAACGACAACUAUUGCGAUUGCGUUGACGGGACCGAUGAGCCUGGAACUGCAGCUUGUCCAGGAGGCAAGUUUUAUUGCAGGAAUGCGGGGAGUGUACCUAAUUUCAUUUUUUCUUCUCGCGUUAAUGAUGAUUUUUGUGAUUGCUGUGAUGGAAGUGAUGAGUAUGAAAGCAGAAUCCGUUGUCCCAAUACAUGUAUCAUGGGUGGGACUGUUGAGUACAAGUCUGAAAGUAUUGGAAUCUCGGUUCAUAAGGACUUGGAAAUUGAUACUGUUGAUGUAAAAGAAACCAAGAAUGGUGUCAAUUUAAAGGAAUUGGUUCAGACGCUUGAAGGGUUGAAGUUUGUGAUAUUCCUGCAGAUGUCUGCUGUUGGGUUUUUGAUGGUCUUGUGGGUAUCUGAAAAGCGUGAUAGAUCUAGGAAACGCCGUCUUCGAUGAAGGAAAAAGAAUCAACUUUUAGCUCACUGUUUGAUUUUGGGCUAUGAUAUAGCGGUAAGGUCCUAUUUUGCUUGUUUCCGGUGCAUAUCUGCUCUGAUACGAUGGAUUCCUCUGUUUCCCUUCUCUCAACCCAAGAAGGGGCUAGACUUGAUCUGGGUGUUGAUUCCAUUAGGUUUAUAAAACGUCAAUCCGAGAAACAUCAAGAAAAUUCAUUCUAAUGCACCGAAGAGGUUCAAGAGGAUGAAGAAUUCUCUCAUACAAAUAUAGAAGCUUUUGUAUGUUGUUGUAAUGAUUGUAUCUAGUUAAUCUAACUAUCUACCGUUUCCUUGUGUCUUUGUGAUAUCUGCCAGCAGAUAAUUUGAAGAAAUUGUUGAGCUUUUUUGCUUUGCUA
Molecule: messenger RNA, 1055 nt
Organism: Carica papaya (papaya)
Lineage: Eukaryota; Viridiplantae; Streptophyta; Magnoliopsida; Brassicales; Caricaceae
Product: LOB domain-containing protein 2-like
Biological process (GO): N-glycan processing
Cellular component (GO): glucosidase II complex
Source: RefSeq, a predicted model, not a curated record